UUUUAAUGAACCGGUUCUAAGACCACUUCGGUCCUUGUUCAGCCCUAAUGACUUAAUUCAAAGACAAAAAAUGCAGAAGCAGGCAUUAUUACUCAUAUUACUCUAUUGUUGACUCAAUGUUGGACACUUUCGAAACACAUAUGCACAGACUAAGUUGUUUACAGGGUGCCCAUUGACUCAAGACUAUUAAGACUCGGUUCACUGAAAUGAAGCAGUUUAAAUAACCAGGAGUCACACUCAUCAUCAUCAAUUGUACGCUGUUACGCCUGGAAGUGAAACUCGUUUGGUCGUACCAGCAUAGACUGUUGGAAAUAGUAUUGUAUUAGCAGUCGAAACUUAAAACAUCGUUUUUCUUAGUCCGUUGAAGUGAUGGCACGCGGACUGUUUACCAUUAUUGGACUCACAGCUGGUGCAGUGGGUGCAGUUGUGUUGGCCCCAGUGGCGCUUACUGCAGCUGGUUUCACUUCUGCUGGUAUAGCUGCUGGUUCACUGGCGGCCAGUAUGAUGUCUUCUGUGGCCAUCUCUAACGGAGGCGCCGUUGCUGCUGGAAGUUUGGUGGCAAUCCUCCAGUCUGCAGGUGCAGCAGGGCUGACUGCAGGUGUGACAGCAGCCGUGGCGUCUGUGGGCGGAGCAGCAGGUGCUGUGUUAGGUGGAGCUGCGGAUUUGUUCUCUUCCACCAAAUCCUCUGGUCCCCAGGAUCCAUCAGAUUCUGAUGAUGAUGGAGAUGACAUGGAAUUGCAGAAUGUACUGAAGAAUUUGGAAUCCAAAGAGCUUAUGCCACUUUAAAGCCACUUGAUAAAUAUGGAGCCAAAAAUAUGAACAAUAAAAAUGGUCAUGAAUUCAAGUGUGUGUCUUAUGUGUGAUUGUGGUUGCCAAUGUGUGUGACAAUAUGUUACAAAUAUAAAAAGCAAGAAAUAUUAUUAGCUGCUACAUGAGUUGGUUACAAGAAGGCCUUCUUUACCUUUUUUUACCUAAAUUAAAGAGUCAUUUAGCUGACGUCACGCCCUAUGUUGCAGUGGCGCCGCCAUCUUGGGAGGAUCAUACUCCACUGUUAUUAUUGUUUUGAUAUGUACCGUUACUUGUUUUGUUUGAUAUAUGGAGAAAUCGAAAGUGAAAGAACCAGGGGCUUCUCCUGAACGACUCUAAUGCUAUUGCAGUUUUUAACACAGCAAGACCGACCUACCAUAGUUCUAUUUCCUAAUCAAACAAGAAAAACAAAACACGGCAUUGAACGCACUAGCAGCGAUCCUCCCAAGUUGGCGCAACAUUCAACACGGCGUGACGUAGCUUCACAUUAGGCUUGUUCGACUUGAUGCGGCGCCGCAAGAUUCGACAGGCGGAUGACAUCAAAGUACCGCGAGAGCCAUUCGAAAAACCAUAAAAUGUUUGGCGCCGUAUCAAGUCGAACAAGCCUACUCUCUAGCCUACGCCCUGCAUAAAUGGAAAGCAACAAGAAAACCUGUUUUUCAUGUACACGUCAUGGAUUCCGACGUACUUGCACAGCUAUUUUCGUUAAGCAAAACGGAGCCCGGAAUCGAUGUGUAGAUUAUCCCCACGCGAGGCACUAACUUGAACGUCAUUAAAAUAUUUGCUUGCUGUACAUGUUCAACUUGACAUUGUGGUGAAAUGUUUUGACAUUAUGUAGCAUAAGCAUAGCUUAAGCUCUUUUAAAUAAACAUCCUUUAAACGUUUGUCUUUUGGGUAUGGCUCUCUUUAUUUUGAAUUUCAGUUUCGUUUCUUAAUAAAGGUCCACCCAUAGCUUUUAAAGCUCAGCUCUUAGAAAAGCAUCGGUUAAAGAGCAUCCUGCUUCUCUCGGAUUCACUUUGGACAGAUGGAUCCUUUUACGAUGGUCGUGACAGGUGUAGGAGCAGCCGCAGCAGUUGUUGCAGCUCCUGCAGUUCUAGCGGCUGCUGGGUUUACUGCUGGAGGAAUUGCUGCCGGUUCGAUUGCCUCCUCCAUGAUGUCAGCUGCAGCUGUGGCUAACGGAGGAGGGGUCGUAGCUGGAUCUGUGGUAGCAGUUCUUCAAUCCGCAGGUGCAGCAGGAAUUUCUGUCGCAGGUCAAGCCGCAGUGGGUGCUGUGGGGGCCGCCUUGGGUGCAGCUGCAAGUAUGGCUUGCAACAGCACUGUGUAACUAUUUGAAUCCAAAAAAUAUACAGUAAAUAAGUACUUUCAUAAUCUUGCUGACUGUCUUUUGUGUUGUGAUUAAACAUUCCUUGGUGUGACCUAUGAGAUCAUGUAGCCUAUAUUGUUUGUUAGUAACCGUUAAUCUCUGCAAUCUCAUUUUUGCAAUAUUUAAAAAAAAUGUUGAUGCUCAGUUUACAAAUUGAUACAGUCAUUAUUUGUCAAUGUUUUUAUAAUUUCAACUAUACUGCACUUCAUGUGUAUAUUACUUUUUAUUCAAAUUCAUGUUGUUGCUUCUUUUUCUUGACAUUAACACCGGCCUCCUCAAUGAUUUACUUAAACUGUCACGGUCCUGCCCUCUUGUUUCUGAGUUUCUAGUCGUGUGGCAGGAUCGGGACGGAGUCCUUAGGUUUUGUGAGAAAGCCAUGAGUUGUUUGUUUUUACAUCUCAUGUGCUUUCUCGUGUCUUGUCAUUGGCCCCGCCCCUCUCGUUUCAUGUAUUGCUUCCCUGCCGUGUCUAAUGUUUCCCACCUGCCCUGUGUCAUUAUCCCUGGUUUGUCUUGCCUUUAAAAUGCCCUCAUGUUUCUUUGUCCUGUGCUCGUGGAUUGUGUAUGUACGUGUACCUUGUGCGUCCUGUAUGUUGCAGAUGUCCUGCUCCUUACCUUGUCCGUUGGCAUGUGAGUUUUUGUGUUGUAUCCUGCCGUGGUUUUGGUUAAGAUGUUUGGUCGAGUUCCUUAGUUUGGUUUUUGCUGUUCUUGUUUUCUUGUUUGCCCCCUCGUGGGAAGUCUUUUGUUUCAUGAUUUGUAUCUUCGUUCUGUUCCUGUUUUACACCCCCUCGUGGGUUUUUGUUUUGUUUAUUUAAUAAAAGUCUUUUGUUUAACCCCUUCA
Messenger RNA from Triplophysa rosa, 3008 nucleotides. RefSeq names its product interferon alpha-inducible protein 27-like protein 2A. The coding region runs from base 370 to 786 and encodes 138 amino acids. Lineage: Eukaryota; Metazoa; Chordata; Actinopteri; Cypriniformes; Nemacheilidae. Gene Ontology annotation, cellular component: mitochondrion; membrane. The record is from RefSeq and is a predicted model, not a curated record. Gene Ontology annotation, biological process: apoptotic signaling pathway. The transcript is spliced from 7 exons.